AGCAGGAAUAAAAGGCUGGCCUUGCAGGCAGUCCUGCAGACAGACAGCUCAAGUUGCUUGGGCACAUCUUGCUGUGGACUGCAUGAUGGCAAAGGCAAUGCUCUUCCUUGGCUUUCUUCUUGUUUUCCUUGGCCUGGCUCUGCCAGGCACCCAGGGAAAAAUCAUCUCCAGAUGUGAGAUGGUGAAGAUCCUACGUCGGAAUGGCUUUGAGGGCUUUGAGGGCACAACUGUUGCUGACUGGAUGUGCCUGGUGAAACACGAGAGUGAUUAUAACACCAAAGCGUACAAUAACAAUGGUCCGAGCAGGGACUAUGGCAUCUUCCAGAUCAACAGCAAGUACUGGUGCAAUGAUGGCCGGACCCCUGGAUCCAAGAACGCCUGCCAUAUCAGUUGCUCAAAACUGCAAGAUGAUAAUAUUGAGGAUGAUAUUCAGUGUGCCAAGAAGAUUGCUCGAGAGGCUCAUGGCCUCAGUCCCUGGUACGGCUGGAAAAACCACUGCAGGGGCAAAAACCUGAGUUCCUUUGUCAGGGGUUGCUAAAUCCCUCCAUGGGUGUUGAUCGUUUUCUCGGGAUCGCCAGAGUUGGAGAACCACGGUGUUUGAAGAGGAGGCCAGGGAAAUGGGGAAAUGGAUGGGUGUGGGGAAUUAAAGUGGCUAGUGCUAACUCUGGAAGCCUUCACACUGCUGCAAUGCAAACAGAGAACUUACAGCUCGUAGCUUAAUACAAACUAGGUUUAGCAACAGGCCACUGCAGGUGGAGUUUCAGCCAUUUCCUUGCAUAAUCCUGACUCAAGGUUUUAUUGCCCUAACUAACAGGGCUUAGCAACAUUCAGGGUUUCUCUCUCUUUUUGUAUCUUUCUCUGUUCUCAUCCACCUCUCUCUUCCUCCCCUCCUCCCUCCUUUUAUUUUUUUUUUUUGCCCAUUCUUGUUGUAAUUGAGAAAAUAUAAAAAAUUAAUGAGCACUGUAUAAGACUUGCAGAAUCAUGUUGCCUUAUGACAAGGACAGUCGCUAGUGGAGGCUUCUCUCACUGUCAGAGAGAGAAAACUAUGCUGAAACAUGACCUUGCUCCUUAAAUUUAUCUGAGCUUCUACUCCUGGCUGGUAUGAUGGAUAGGACACUAAAACCUAUUUGGCCUGAGUGAAUACAGCUUUUCUUAUCAUUCUUUGAGCCUAGAAUGCAGGCAGCAUCUCUGUGAGGAAACUAGAGGUUGAAAAACCUGUUAGGAGAGGGAAAUGUUUUGCCGUUUAGUUCAUAAGUCCUUUCUCCAAACAAAAGCUGAAUUCAGCAACAGAGCAUGAAUGAAAGGUGAUAACACUGAAACCAUGUUUGCUUCUUUAUGUGCUUUCUGCUGCUGCUAGGGGAGCAGUGACUUCUUUGGUGCUUAUGCAAUAAAGGGAUGCUUAAACUCU
Malurus melanocephalus (red-backed fairy wren) is the source of this 1408-nucleotide messenger RNA. It is a transcript of the gene LYZ, whose product is annotated as lysozyme. The transcript is spliced from 4 exons. Lineage: Eukaryota; Metazoa; Chordata; Aves; Passeriformes; Maluridae. The coding region runs from base 83 to 538 and encodes 151 amino acids. Gene Ontology annotation, molecular function: lysozyme activity. The record is from RefSeq and is a predicted model, not a curated record.